Molecule: messenger RNA, 3556 nt
Organism: Amphibalanus amphitrite
Lineage: Eukaryota; Metazoa; Arthropoda; Thecostraca; Balanomorpha; Balanidae
Exons: 8
Coding region: 338-2908 (856 amino acids)
Biological process (GO): regulation of transcription by RNA polymerase II
Cellular component (GO): nucleus
Source: RefSeq, a predicted model, not a curated record
GGUGGCCGUCUAUUUGUUACGCCGUGCUUGUGUGUCGCCCGUGCGGAAUCCCGAUAUUAUUCCGAUUCGCUCGACACUUCUUCACACCCUCAUAUUUACAACCCAUCAGUGUUACGUGGAAGUCCGUUUUGUGCUUCACAUUUCCGAGUGAAAGAUCGUGUCGCGUGUGAUCUUUUCGACUCGUAUCGGCAACAGACGUUCCCGGCUGGAGACGGUAGGCCAUGCUUGUCGGCGGUAAGGGCUCCACGCUGGGGUCCGGCGCGGCGGCCGGGCACUGAAUGAACUGAACCGUACGCUGGCGUGGUGAAUAUUGGCCGUGAGUCGCUUAUAAUUCAAGAUGGAGGGAGCUGUUGCGGAGUCAGAGCCUGCACCUAUCAAACAUUUGCCGGAACAGCCUACUCAGCAGCCGCCACAGCAAGAAAAUGAAAUCACGAAACCUGCGACAGAUACCACCGGCGACCACUGUGACGCUGCCAUGGAGACCGGCGCGGCCGUCCCGUCGGCUAGCGGUGCUCCUGUCACCGGUACAAACGAUACUGUGAUCGGCACGGCCCCAUCUACACUCAGCAGUGGAUCUACAGCGGUGGUGGCACCCGCCCAGUCUGCCGCCCCAGUCCUCACCAACGGCGUCUCCCCCGCCCCCGCCACCGCCCCUGCUGCUCCCGCCCCCGCGGCGGCCGAGUCGCCGUCCAAGAGUCGAAGGAAGCAGGAGUUGGUGGUCCGCCAAGCUCCCGCCAAUGCAGAGAUUGUCGCUGAUGCUGUGGCUGACGCUCGUGCCUCUGCCGCCGCUCUAGCUGCCAUUCAAGCCGCCAAGAUAGCUUUGGCUGCCGCUAGACCGUCUCCGGAUGACGUCAAGGCGCACAGGAGGAAGCAGCAGACGCCAAAGAGGAAGCUGACCGCCUCGCCGACGAGGCUGAUUGCGCGACAUAAGAAGGUGAAGCUGGGUGGUCCAGUAGCGCAGAAAGGUAGAAGGAAACUGAAGGUGGUGACCAAACCGCCUUCGGCCGGCGUCGCUGGACCGACGGACCCCAAACUGGUGUCGGUGUCAGAGUGGAGUGAUACAAACGCUAUGGCUGUGAGAGAGGACAUCGAUGACCUCGAGUCGGUGGGCGGUGACGAUGUAGAUAUGAGUGAAGGCGGUGCCGAGCGAGGGGUGGAUGGGGUACAGAAAGUGGGGAAGGAUGGUGUGAGCUCAACCAGCGCAGUGGACGCUACAGUGAAAGGUGCGGACGCGGCAGUGCCGGCGGCGGACUCAUCAGGGGCGGGACCGAGCGGUGCUGCGGGUGUGUCAUCUCCCGCUAAACGAGGCCGGCCGCGGAAAGUGCCCCUCACCGAGCCAGCCGAGGCGAGCGGCAGCGGCACCGCGACGGGGGCGCCUCCAGCGGCCGACGCGCGAACUAAGCCGCGGCCGGGCGCCAGGCGCCGGCGCCGCCGCCGGCCGGCCUCUGGCUUUGUUACACGCCGGCCGCUAACCAAGCGCCGCCCUGCGGUGCCGAAACGAACUACUGGUGUGGUAAACGGCCACGGCGCGGCGCCACGAGUGCCGCGUAAGAGGAGGAAGAGGGGUGACCUGACGAUAGACAUGAAGGAGCCGUUUGGGACGCCGUCCGGGAAGACGCGCUCCAGGACCAGGUCGGUGACAGAGGAGGACCCGGCCAGCUCUGCCCCGGUGAGACGCACCUCUCGGGAGAGACCUGUGAACGGUGCCGGCCCCUCGGGAGAGACCGAACACUCGCCAGUGGCGGUGGACGGAGCGGGGACGACGCCGCCCGCCGCCCCGGAAGGCGUCUCGGCCGCCGACUGGGAGGCCAAGUGGCGCUGCUGGAACGACGACGGCUCCAAGAAGAGCUGGCAGGCCACGGACGGCAGCUCGGGGCCGUCGGCGGCACCCUCCGCCCCCGCCUCCACCGCCUCUGGACCCGCCUCUGCCGCUCCAAAAACCGCCACUGAAGCCGGGGAUAUCACCGCCACAGCGGCGGCGGACGCUGCGGCUGGUGACGGCGAGUCGGCGACAGUGGCGUCCUCUAUUCCGGCGAAGGCAGCGCCACCUGCCGCGCCGGUACGGAGACGGCGUCGAGCGGCCGGUCGCCGCCGGCGUCGAGCCGACUCGCCCGCCGCCGAGCCUGCCGGGCGAGCCGGCGGGAGAGGGCGACGUGGUCGCGGCCGACCGGAGCCUCUGCGAGGUCCCUACCUCGUCGUAGGAGGAACCAGCACCAGCGGAGGUAGCGGCGCGCUGGCAGUCCGCGUGGUUAACUGCCAGGGAGACCGCGAGGGGGCGUCCACCGGCCGACGCCCUCCGAUCACCUGUGACCUGGAUUCAGCGGCCGGCCAGCCCCGUGUCGGCUUCUCCAGCGCCUACUCCAAGAACUACGACGCGUUCGCGGUGGACCCGACAUGGACGUGUGUGUUCUGUCGGAGGCGGACCCACGCCAAUGGAUUGGGUGAUCUGCUGGGGCCGUGCUUUGUGGCUCGCCGGCUGGAGGCUAUAGAGACGGCGGGGAGGCCGCUGGUGGGAAGACAGAGGAGGCGGAGUAAGAGGGAUGUGCAGGAAGAGCCGAUCGACUCCACCCCCUCCGCCGCUGCACCGGCUCCGACCCCGACCUCCUCGACCCCGAUAGAGUUCGAGGUGGCCCGGCUGGGUGACAGGCUGGAGACGUGGUUCCACGAGUCCUGUCUGGCGUGGAGCCCUCAGCUGACGCUCUCGGCGGGAAAGAUUCAGGGUAUUGAGGAGGCCAUCACAGCCAGUCGAGCCGAGCUGUGCUCUGUGUGCGGAGUUGUGGGCGCCACGGUCGGCUGCCUGGGCCGCGGCUGUCGGCGUGGCUUCCACGUGCCCUGUGCCGCCGAGGCCGGCUGUCGGCUGGACGAGGAGAGCUUCAGUUCGUACUGCAACAGGCACCAGAAACAGUAGAGCCGUGCGCCGGAGACUGUGGAUCGUGGGCACUGGACGGUGGACAGUGGACAGCGACAUGUGGACAGCGACAUGUGGACAGCGAGCGAUGGACAGCGAGCGAUGAACGCUGGAUGGUGGAACUUGUAAGUUGGAAAGUGUUGUCGUUCGUGGAGAGAUUGGCUCGGUGUAGCGAUUGGUUCCUGUCGGGCCCUACGAUGUGGUACUCUUUGGCCCGAUACUGGCGGCAGCUGAUGCUGGAUGUUGUCAGCUGAUGACCCACGUCAGCUGAUGUCAGCCAGCUGAUGAAUUUUCACGUCAGUUGAUUGAGACUGACGGCAAGUGAUGCUGACCUGUCAGCUCAUGUCGAGCCACGUCAGUUGCUGGAAGCUGAUGAAAAGUCGCAUCAGUUGAUGGAAAACAACGUCAGCUGUUUCAAACUGACGUCAUUUCUGUUGGCUGUUGUCAGCUGCUAGCUCACGUCAGCUGGUGCCAGUCAGUGGUAAUGAGUUACGUCAUCUGACGCCGCCUGACGUCAGUGUCCGGUGUUUGGUAUGUCGGGUCCAUACGGCUGAUGUGGUCCAUGUCGCCAUCAGUGUGAUGUAGGUCCGGUUCCAGUGUGAUGUAACUGAUGCUAGUUCCGGUUUCCAAUAAAGCGAUGAUAAAAUG